AUGCGCGUGCUUGUCAUCGGCGCUGGCUUUGGCGGCCUCUGCCUGGCAAAUGGCCUUGCACGACAAAAAGGCAUCAUAGUCGACGUCUUCGAACGACACGCCGAUCCGUCCAAAGAACUCGCAGGCUACGGCCUGCGCGUCGGAGCGGACGGCAAGAGAGCGCUCCAACACUGUCUUGAUCCAGAGAGCUUCAAGCGUUUCCUCGCCGCGACAACACCGGCUGGGAGUCAGUGGGCUUUUCGAGAUCCCCAACUGAGACUGCUAGCGCUGCGUGACGAUGCGAAGAUAUCAGGGAAGGCCGAAGCAGAUGUUGAGAGAAGGGCGGUGCAUCGCUUCGAAUUCCGGGAUAUCUUGCUGAAAGGCUUGACUGAUCCCUCUGUACAUUGGGGCAAGUCCUUCACGCAUUACGAGCAGCUCGACAACGGACGCGUACGCGCACACUUCGCCGACGAAACCAGCGCAGAAGGAGACAUCCUCAUCGGUGCUGACGGGAGUGAAUCAAAAGUCCGGGAGCAACGUCUCCCCCAUCUCCAGCGCGAACACCUCGGCAUAGUCAUCAUCUGUGGACGAUACCAGCUCGAUGACAUUCGUAUCCAGAAUCUGCCGACUCUUAUGACGGACGGGUCUCUCAACAACAUCGCAUACGUUGUUCCCAAGUCCCAAACACCCCAAGACGCGAAGGCUUUGACUCCUGAACAACUUCGCGACAUUGCUCUCGACGGAAUAAAGGACUGGACAACCCCACUGGUCACCGUCGUGAGGGAUGCUGAUCUUUCGACUGUCGCGCCCAUCGUCUUGCAGUCAAUGCCGCAUUUACCAGUCUGGGAGUCCAGUAAUGUCACGCUCCUCGGCGACGCAAUUCACAAUAUGACCCCUAUGGCUGGAGUCGGCGCGAAUAUUGCUCUUCGAGACGCUCAUGUCCUGACAGACCUUCUGAUUGAGGCGCAGCAUGGUAAUCUUGACCUCCUCGAUGUGAUGUGGGCGUAUGCGAAUGAUGCUGUGGCGUUAUCGCGGGGGAUUGCUGAGGAUGCGAGUUCGGAAGGAAGGUUGGGGAGAGUGGCCCACGCAAGUCCGAUGCAUAUGAAGGCGACGAUUGGGAAAAACGCAUUGGCAGAAUGA
Messenger RNA from Exophiala viscosa, 1119 nucleotides. RefSeq lists its product as uncharacterized. Bases 1 to 1119 code for a protein of 372 amino acids. The transcript has 4 exons. Gene Ontology annotation, molecular function: FAD binding. The record is from RefSeq and is a predicted model, not a curated record. Lineage: Eukaryota; Fungi; Ascomycota; Eurotiomycetes; Chaetothyriales; Herpotrichiellaceae.